Messenger RNA from Vitis riparia (riverbank grape), 1767 nucleotides. RefSeq names its product tubulin beta chain-like. Gene Ontology annotation, biological process: mitotic cell cycle; microtubule cytoskeleton organization. Gene Ontology annotation, molecular function: GTPase activity; GTP binding; structural constituent of cytoskeleton. Bases 187 to 1521 code for a protein of 444 amino acids. The record is from RefSeq and is a predicted model, not a curated record. Lineage: Eukaryota; Viridiplantae; Streptophyta; Magnoliopsida; Vitales; Vitaceae. Gene Ontology annotation, cellular component: microtubule; cytoplasm. The transcript is spliced from 3 exons.
CCCCCUCUCUCUCUCUCUCUCAUUAUUUUCCUUUCUUUAGUGAGAAAUAUCUCUACCUACAUAUCCCCAUCGAUAUUUCUCUCUUCUUUGCUCUCUUCUUCUCUUAUAUAUCUCCCUUUGAGUUUCCAACUUUUUGUCACAGCCUUUUGUUCCCAAGCCAAUUGAGCAAUCCAUAUCAUUCUGAGAAUGAGAGAAAUUCUCCAUAUCCAAGCUGGGCAAUGCGGGAACCAAAUUGGUGGCAAGUUUUGGGAGGUCGUAUGUGAUGAGCACGGCAUCGAUACCAAGGGGAAUUACGUUGGUGAUUCUCAUCUUCAGCUUGAGAGGGUGAAUGUCUACUACAAUGAGGCCAGUGGUGGACGGUAUGUGCCUAGAGCUGUGCUCAUGGACCUCGAGCCAGGGACCAUGGACAGCUUGAGGACUGGCCCCUAUGGCAAAAUCUUUAGGCCUGAUAACUUUGUGUUCGGCCAAAACGGAGCUGGAAACAACUGGGCCAAGGGGCAUUACACUGAGGGAGCAGAGCUGAUUGAUUCUGUUCUUGAUGUUGUUCGCAAAGAGGCCGAGAAUUGUGAUUGCUUACAAGGCUUCCAGAUUUGCCAUUCCCUCGGCGGCGGCACUGGAUCCGGAAUGGGAACCCUGCUUAUAUCCAAGAUCAGAGAAGAAUACCCUGAUCGGAUGAUGCUCACUUUCUCCGUCUUCCCUUCACCCAAGGUCUCUGACACCGUCGUUGAGCCCUACAACGCCACCCUCUCCGUCCACCAACUCGUGGAGAACGCCGACGAGUGCAUGGUCCUCGACAAUGAAGCUCUCUACGACAUUUGCUUCCGAACUCUCAAGCUCACCAAUCCAAGCUUUGGGGAUUUGAACCAUUUGAUCUCCACCACCAUGAGCGGCGUAACAUGCUGCCUCCGCUUCCCCGGCCAGCUCAACUCCGACCUCCGAAAACUGGCGGUCAAUCUUAUCCCAUUCCCGCGAUUACACUUCUUCAUGGUGGGUUUUGCACCCCUGACGUCGCGUGGAUCACAGCAGUACCGGUCCCUCACCAUCCCGGAGCUGACACAGCAAAUGUGGGAUGCGAAGAACAUGAUGUGUGCGGCUGACCCGCGACACGGCCGGUACCUGACCGCCUCAGCGAUGUUCCGGGGGAAGAUGAGUACUAAAGAGGUUGAUGAGCAGAUGAUCAAUGUGCAGAACAAGAACUCCUCGUACUUUGUUGAGUGGAUACCAAACAAUGUGAAGUCAAGCGUCUGUGACAUCCCUCCGACUGGGUUGGCCAUGUCGUCGACGUUCAUGGGGAACUCCACGUCCAUCCAGGAGAUGUUCCGCCGGGUGUCGGAGCAGUUCACGGUCAUGUUCAGGAGGAAGGCGUUUUUGCAUUGGUACACUGGAGAGGGAAUGGAUGAGAUGGAGUUCACAGAGGCGGAGAGCAAUAUGAAUGAUCUGGUGUCAGAGUAUCAGCAGUACCAGGAGGCGGUGGCGGCGGAGGAUGAGGAAGAGUACGAUGAAGAAGUGAUGGAGAACUAGAUUGGUGGCGGUGGUGGUGGUUGAUGUCACUGGGUUAUGGGUGUGGUUUGGCUGGCAAAUAAUCAAGGAGGGUGGGGUGCUUGUGUAUUCAAUUUGGGGUUUGGUAUCCCUAUGAUUGUGAAUUUGUGAUUUUUUUUUGUCCAUUAUUUAUGUGAUUUGUGAAUUGUGAGUAUAAGUUUUGUACUUGAAACAAGUAAAUCACUCUGUUAAAAGGGCUUGUUCAUCAGACCCCUUCAUUUCCCUUCU